Fusarium odoratissimum NRRL 54006 is the source of this 1179-nucleotide messenger RNA. RefSeq lists its product as uncharacterized. The transcript has a single exon. NCBI's taxonomy places the organism in Eukaryota, Fungi, Ascomycota, Sordariomycetes, Hypocreales, Nectriaceae. The record is from RefSeq and is a predicted model, not a curated record. The coding region runs from base 80 to 625 and encodes 181 amino acids.
UCUCAUUGUCCUUGUUCACUGACCAAAUACCACUCACUCAAAGAUUUCCUAUUGUCUCAUUGCGACUCAUUUUCUCAACAUGACAUCGUUCUGGAACGUAGGCGCAAUCUUUUUCAGUCUUUUGGCAGGACUCUCUCAGGCCAAUCUUCUUGGUGACACUCAUAUGCUCAAGAGGUAUCCUCAAGCCGUUGAGGUACCACCAGCUGCCGCACAUUCCCCCAGCACUAUUCUACCCGGUAAUGGUAGCGCUGUUGGUACUUCCACUCGCGUCCUCCUCCCAACUUCAACGCGUCAACUAAUUGAUGCCACUACGCUUCACUCUCUUCACUCUCGAGAGAGUACUGGCGUCAGUACUGGAACCGGUACAGAUGGAAACGUUGGUAAUGGUGCCUCUGAGCCUCCAGUCAUCCAACUGGGAGCAUCUCUGUCUCGUCGUCCGAAGGCGGUGGCACUUCUGUCACUUCUAUCGAAGUCGACUGGACCGGGUUACUUCCCGUCACUCCAUCAGUCAGCCAAUCUUUCCGCGGAACUACACACCAGCCAACUGGAGAAGACCCAGCUGCCACUGAGCUAUCCACUGGCACCACGUCUGAUCCUGAUACCUCUUUCGACGACGGUACGGUAGGGCAACUGAACCAAGUACUACAGAUAUCUCACUUCAUCCAACAUCAGUAACUUUGUCGGAUAACCGAUGGGCCCAUCCAAGAACCCAUCACCACCACUAUAGACAGGACGAUCUUGGUCUGGUCAGCUUACGUACUCGACUACAUCAAUAUCCCAGGUGUUACGAAGAUCACUCAGUCGGUCGGCGUAGGUGAAACUUCAACAGUGUCCACUCCAUUGCCGAGUCAAACUGCUGUAGAUAAUGAUGGUGGUGGACAAUGCGGCACCGGCGAUGGUCUGUCUAAGAAGGGACUUCGUGAGGCUUGCGACAGAGCGAUCAAUAAGUAUGAGGAUGACAAGAUAUACAGCGACUAUGUUUCUCGCUACAGUCGUGAGAGUUCCAAGGAGAAUGACGGUAUUAUUAUCUGCGGACAUAUACGCCUUUCCAACUCAUGGACUAUCAUUAUGGACUACUGUACCAACUGCAAAACUCGAGGCUAGACGUUACGUUAAAGUUUUUAACACUGGGUCCUUCUAUGGGUCAUAUGUACUUGAUUUAUGCUUAACAAAAAAAGC